This is a messenger RNA of Brassica napus (rape), 2442 nucleotides long. RefSeq lists its product as uncharacterized. The transcript has a single exon. Bases 1264 to 1866 code for a protein of 200 amino acids. Lineage: Eukaryota; Viridiplantae; Streptophyta; Magnoliopsida; Brassicales; Brassicaceae. The record is from RefSeq and is a predicted model, not a curated record.
GAAUUAUGAGUUCGAACAAAUCCGAAACCAAAAAGAACCGACCCUAAUUUAAACUAUAGAUAUUAAAAUAUUUAGUUAUGUCAAACGUUUAGGAUCCGAAGAACUCAGACCCGCAGAUCCAAACAUGAACCAUAUGCUUCGAAACAUUUUAUCUCCUUUGAUAUAAUGUAGAAAUAUUAAAGGAUGUUGGUAUAACUAACCUAACAUAUGAAACAUCUGAUACAUUUUAAAUCAAAUUUUCAAAAGUCAAUAGUUUAAAUUAAAUGUUUUACAAGUCAAUAUAUCUUGUACAUUCGUGUGAUUGAAAUAAUUUGGGUUGCUAAAAUGUGAAAAAAAAUAACAAUUGUUGUUAUAAUAAUUGUUGGAAAUUUUGGGUUAUUUAUUAAAAUGUAAUAUGUUUUGAGUUGUUGCUAUAAUGAAGGCAUGUAAUGAUAUUUGGUUUUAUGUUAUAGUUUGGACUGGAAAAUGAAAGGGUCCAAACAACUUUUAUAGGUAGAUUUUUUAAGACUCCUUCUCUUUUAAUAGUAUUGAUACGUGAAAUGAUUUUUGUUGCAUCUUGAUGUAUCUUAAAUCUAUGAGCACUAGUAAAGCCUAGCAUUCGUUUUGUAAAAUUAAUUAUUCACAUUAUAAUAUACAAACCUUAAAAUGGGUAUUUACUUCAAUACAUUUUGCUCUUUUUUUCUUCUUUGAGUUGAUUGGCGUUUGUUCAUAAUAAUUUUCAACCUAAAAAUGGAAUGAUGAUUUGCAUGUCAAAGAGAGUUGCAAAAAUGAAUACAUUUUAGCUUUUAAAUUAAAUUUUUACUGGUGAAUUUGCAUUGUACCUACAUUAAAAAAAGUUAGCACUAAACCCAUAUUUUAUAUACAUAGCCGAGGUAAUUUUGGGUCACGACACGAAAAAUAAUCAAAAUCCAUGAAACCAUAUAUAGUUUAGAUCAUAAUGGUAGUGAUGAGCAAAUCAUCAUACAUUUUUUAAAUCAAGAGAGCAUUAUACAAAUAAUUGAAAUAAAAUAUACAAUUACUUCCUCAACACUCAUAAUGAUUUACACACUGCCCAAUAUAUUUUAUUGAGUAAUUAAACUACAAACCAUAUUAAAAACUUCAAGGUACAAGUCAACGUCAACGAUCAUCCAUAGGAUUUGUACGGCAAUCAAGAGUUACAUCUCCGCGUAUGCUAUAAAGCAACCCUAACCUUAAUCCUAAAGCCUAUGCAAUGAAUACACCAAAGAGAAAAUAAAAUAAAAACAAACAAACAAAAAAAAUCCAAUGAACAACAACUCAUCUAGAGCAGGCCAGUGGUUACAACACUACGAACCACACCAAGUUCAAGAGAUCACUCCGUGCUUCAAUGCCAUUAGUAUGAUGUCACCAUCAGCAGCGCAUGAAACAGCCAGAAAGAGAUCUAGGGCUCCGAGGAGAGCCAUACCAACUACUCUCCUAAAUGCAAACCCAAGCAAUUUUCGAGCUCUAGUUCAGAAAUUCACUGGACGCUCUGCGGGUGGUGAAUCCAACCGUAGAAAAGGUCCGGUCACUCUGGAUUUUAGGUCUCCAACUACACUCUCUAAAGAAGGUAUCUUUCCGGUCUCCGGAGACCGGAAUAAUUAUGAUGAAGAUCAUCAUCAUGCGCUUAACCGGCAUGUGAGUAGGGAGCAGCGUCACGUGACUUGGUCAGGUGAGGAACCAACUACGUUGUACCAGUUGGGUGAAGAAAGUAGCUCGAUGUUUGAUCAAGAUCAUGAUCUUUUUGGGGAGUAUUCCGGGAUUAGCAGUUAUGAUGAGGGUUUAGAUCAUAUGGAUUAUUGUUAUCAUGAUUUUUACCUACAGACGGCAACGUUGGAGGAGUUUAUGAUGAGAGACCUUGAUUUAUAAUAUAGCUUGAUUUUAGUCAUCUGAUUAUCAUAAAGCUGAUGUUAAUCAUGAUCAUGAUGAUGUUACUUUGGGGAAUAAGUAUUCGGGGAUACUGCUUUACAAGUCCAGUGAUAGCAUUUUCUAAAAAUAUUUGUUGAACAAGUAUAUUGUUUUCUAUUCCAAUAUAGAUGAUGUAAAUUUUUACGCCGAUUUUUUAAUCUCCGUUCUGUUAAUUUGAUUGAUUAAUUGUAGUAGAUAAUACUAUCGUGAUUAUACUUGGAAGAGUGAAUUAUAAAAUUAAAAUAAGUAAAGAUGUAAGAUGAUGUCGGAGACUUGGUCAUAUACUCCCUUGAAAACGCGUGUAUUUUCAAUGUUUUUUUUUUUUUUUUUUUUUUUUUUUUGAACAACUUAUUUUCAAUGUUUUUAAUUGGUGAAAAUUUACAAACGUAAGGAGUUAUUUUAUUUUUACUGUAAUUUCCUCAGUAAAAGCCGACAGAGAGAAUGAAUCAAAGGAAAUGACAAAAGAGCCAACACUUGAACAAUGUCCGCAGUCCAAAAAUCUUGCUCAACAUUGUUUUCAAUUGAUAUAGAGAUAUU